Messenger RNA from Anguilla anguilla (European eel), 2470 nucleotides. RefSeq names its product myotubularin related protein 6 (gene mtmr6). The record is from RefSeq and is a predicted model, not a curated record. Gene Ontology annotation, biological process: dephosphorylation. The transcript is spliced from 14 exons. Lineage: Eukaryota; Metazoa; Chordata; Actinopteri; Anguilliformes; Anguillidae. Gene Ontology annotation, molecular function: phosphatidylinositol-3,5-bisphosphate phosphatase activity. Gene Ontology annotation, cellular component: nuclear envelope. The coding region runs from base 262 to 2175 and encodes 637 amino acids.
GCCACGCCCAAAUCGGAAGUACCAGGCAAAAUUUAUUGACGAAGAAGGUAGCUGGCUGCCGAUCCCUGAAGCUACUAGCUAUUGUUCUUUUUGUUCGCUAAAUGAAUAGCGUAUGUAGCUAAUCAGCUAGUAAACGAACACAGAAAAGAGACGCAUCGUAGUUGCAGCUUGCAGCAUUAUCAAAAUCGUCUCAUGAGUGGACGCGUAGCUCUCCGGAAAUCGCUUUCGACUGCUGCGUAAACUGACAGUCGACAUUAGAAUAUGGAGCACAUCCGAACUCCAAAGGUUGAGCAGGUGAAGCUCCAGGACAGGUUCAGUAAUAAGUGCACCACAGGAGACCUACACCUGACUGCCACCCACCUCAUCUUCGUGGAGAGCACAUCAGCAAAUGCACAGGAGAUUUGGAUCCUGCACCACCACAUCACCUCGGUGGAGAAGCUGCCUCUCACCGCCAGUGGCUGCCCCCUGGUCAUCCAGUGCCGGAAUUUUCGGGUGGUGCACUUUGUGGUGCCGCGGGAGAGGGACUGCCAUGACGUCUACAGCUCGCUGCUCCAGCUGCUGCGGCCAGUGUCGUACGACGAGCUGUACGCCUUCUCCUACAACCCCAAGCAGAACGACCAGCAGCGCGAGGAGGGCUGGCAGGUGAUUGACCUUGCUGCGGAGUUUGAGCGCAUGGGCGUGCCCUGCGACCAGUGGCAGCUGACCGACGUCAACAGGGACUACAAGGUGUGUGAGACAUACCCUCGGGACCUGUACGUGCCUAUCACUGCCAGUAAACCCAUCAUUGUGGGGAGCUCCAAAUUCAGAAGCAAAGGCCGCUUCCCUGUCCUGACAUACUUCUACCAGGACAAGAAGGCGGCGGUGUGUCGGUGCAGCCAGCCCCUCUCUGGCUUCAGCGCGCGCUGCCUGGAAGACGAGUACAUGCUGCAGGCCAUCAGCAAAGCCAAUCAUAACAGCCGCUUCAUCUACGUCAUGGACACACGGCCCAAGCUGAAUGCUCUGGCAAAUCGGGCAGCCGGAAAGGGCUACGAGAACGAGGACAACUACUCCAACAUCCGCUUCCAGUUCGUGGGCAUCGAGAACAUCCACGUCAUGAGAGCGAGCCUGCAGAAACUGCUGGAAGUGGUGGGAACACGCUCUCUAUCCAUCUCAGAGUACCUGUUGGGGCUAGAGAGCUGUGGCUGGCUGAGACACAUUAAGGCAAUUGUAGAUGCUGCCAUCUUCCUAGCCAAGGCUGUGACGGUCGAUGGUGCCAGUGUGCUCGUUCACUGCUCAGACGGGUGGGACCGCACAGCUCAGGUGUGCUCUCUGGGGGCGCUGCUGAUGGAUCCUUACUACCGCACCAUCAAGGGCUUUAUGGUCCUGAUCGAGAAAGACUGGAUCUCAUUUGGGCACAAGUUCGGAGACAGGUGUGACCAGCUGGAUGGAGAUCCUAAGGAGGUGUCCCCGGUCUUCACACAGUUCCUGGAGUGCGUGUGGCAACUGACUGAACAGUUCCCUCAGGCCUUCGAGUUCAGCGAGUGGUUCCUGAUCCAGAUCCACGAGCAUGUACACUCCUGCCAGUUUGGCAAUUUCCUGGGCAACAGCCAGCGCCAGAGGGAGGAGUUACAGGUGAAAGAAAAGACUCAUUCUUUGUGGUCCUCCCUGUUGAACGAGCAGCAGAACUACCUGAACCCUCUCUACAACCCAAGCCUGGCUGAGUCACAGCCAGUCCUGGAGCCCAGCACUUUGCCCUGCCACUUCAAGUUCUGGAGAAACAUGUACCACCAGUAUGACCGGACAAUGCACCCUCGCCAGUCCGUCCUUAAGAACCUGCUCACUCUGAGAGCGCAGAGCAAAGAUCUGGAGAACACAGCCCAGCAGCUGGAGACUAAGUUGCGGAGCCUGGGCGUGAGCGCCCCACCCCUGGACAUCCGUGCUCCACCUAGCCACAUUGCCCCACCUGCAAGGCCCCAGUCUCUCAUCUUGGGGGCGCCCUUCAGCUGUAAAGAGGCGGAGGAGGAGGAGGAGGAGGAGGGGAGGGAGGCAGAGCCGGACUGCGGUGGCAGAGAACGGACAGUAGAGGGCAGCAGUGCCACCGACAACGGCUAUGCAGAGCUGCAGGACUCUUUCAGCACUAAACCUGAGCUCGCGGUUGUCAGCCUGGAGUUUGGUGUGGCCCGCAUGACCUGCUGAGCAUUGUGGGAUAGCUGGAGAGGUGGAGUCGGUCUGGCACCGGAGGAGCCACACCCCCCAGCGAUCCCCCACUAUGCUGGCAUGUGUCAUACAUGUACAGGGUGGAGCCACCCGUCCCAUAAUCAGUACCUGAAUGAGAAAAUACGAAACAUCACUGGCAUUAACUGGUCCCAGUGCGGCUCUUAUUUUGUAAAGACUGUCAAUAGCGCUCAGUGAAUGGAUGAAUGAACAAAUCAAUGGAUAAAUCAGCAGAUGAAUAAACCCAUUGGUGGGGUUACCAGGGUUGCAGCUACCA